Messenger RNA from Lynx canadensis (Canada lynx), 3245 nucleotides. It is a transcript of the gene RNF168, whose product is annotated as ring finger protein 168. The transcript is spliced from 7 exons. Bases 354 to 2051 code for a protein of 565 amino acids. Gene Ontology annotation, molecular function: nucleosome binding; ubiquitin-protein transferase activity. The record is from RefSeq and is a predicted model, not a curated record. Gene Ontology annotation, cellular component: nucleus; site of double-strand break. Gene Ontology annotation, biological process: protein ubiquitination; double-strand break repair. Lineage: Eukaryota; Metazoa; Chordata; Mammalia; Carnivora; Felidae.
GGCCCGUUUGGGUGAGCAGUUGUGACGUCACCAGCCCUCGUCGGGUUGCUACAGCACGACUGCAAAGAUUAGGCUUUUUGGCUGACCGAGGAAAGGGGAGUGUGGGUUCAGAGCGCUGGGAAACCGCUCCCGGUGCACGAAAGCUGGAACGUGGGGUCUCGCGUGUUGCCCCCACAGCAACGGUAAAACGGAAGUCCUACUCCCGCGCAGCCCGGCGUCUGGGCGGAAACGGCGUUCCUCGGAGUUGAGACCCCGUACCUUCGCGCCUGGGCGGUCUCGGGCUUGGCUGUGCUGAGCUAAGGGAGCGUCCUCAGCUGGUACUGAUGCUGAAUAUGCCUUGUUAGCAUAUUAAAAUGGCUGUGACUCAAAACGCCAUCCCUUCCUUGUCGGAAUGUCAGUGCCGCAUCUGUGUGGAAAUCCUGAUUGAGCCCAUAACACUGCCUUGUAACCACACGCUCUGUAAUCCCUGCUUCCAAUCGACUGUCGAAAAGGCAAGUUUAUGCUGUCCUUUCUGUCGCCGCCGGGUCUCUUCGUGGACCCGGUAUCACACCCGAAGAAAUUCUCUUGUCAACAUGGAACUGUGGGAGAUAAUCCAAAAACACUAUCCAAAGGAAUGCAAGCUUAGAGUCUCUGGGCAGGAAUCAGAGGAGAUCGUUGAUGACUAUCAGCCAGUUCGCUUAUUAAGUAAACCUGGGGAAUUGAGAAGAGAAUAUGAAGAGGAGAUAAGCAAGGUGGAAGCAGAGCGACGAGCCAGUGAGGAAGAAGAAAACAAAGCCAGCGAAGCAUACAUACAGAGAUUAUUGGCAGAGGAAGAAGAGGAGGAAAAACAACAGGCAGAAAAGAGGCGAAGAGAGAUGGAAGAACAACUGAAAAGUGAUGAAGAACUAGCAAGAAAGCUAAGCAUUAAUAUUAACAAUUUCUGUGACGGAAGUGUCUUGGCUUCUCCCUUGAAUUCCAGAAAAUCUGAUACAGUCACAACCAAGUCUCAAAAGAAGAGUAAGAACAAACAAACAAACACUGGAGAUAUUCAGAAGUAUUUGUCACCUAAAUCUCAAUUUGGAUCAGCAUCGCAGUGUGAAGUUGUGCAAGAAAGCAAGAAAAACUCCAUGUCCAAGGAAACUGACGGUACUAUUGUAAAUAGCCCAACAAGGCAAGAUACAGAAAUUGAAGAAGAUAUGCCAACACUUUCUCCGCAAAUAGGCAUGGACGUUCAAGAACAAGGUGCAAAGUCUUCAGUAGAGUCACCUAUGCCUCAGUUAUAUGCCAGUGGUAGAGAGUGGUGCCUUGAAGCAGAAGUCAAAAUGAGACCAAGCAAUCAUGAUAAAGAGUUAUGUGUCCUAAAUGAUGAGGGACCUGAAGCCAGAGUUCCAUGCUCUGGAGAAACAGAGAGCGCAUGCACUAUAUCAGGUAUGACACAGAUAAUUGAAAGUAACACAGUUGAGACAGAAAAUGAAGACUCUUGCCUCCUGACCAGUAAAGAUAUUUCCAAAAGAAAAAACCAGGAAUCUUCAUUCGAAGCAGUCAGGGAUCCCUGCAUUUCUGCAAAAAGAAGGAAAAUGUUCCCCAGAGCUUCCUCAGACCAAGAGGAAACAGAAAUCAAUUUUACCCAAAAACUGAUAGAUUUGGAACGCUUACUUUUUGAGAGACAUAAACAGGAAGAACAGGACAGGUUGUUAGCAUUACAGCUUCAGAAACAAGUAGAUAAAGAACAAAUGAAGCCAAACCGGCAAAAAGGAUCCCCAGAUGAGUAUCUGUUACGUCCUACAUCUUCACCACCAGACAAGUUGCUAAAUGGACAGAGGAAGAAUUCCAAAGACAGGAACUUCAAAAGACAGACUGAUAUAGAGCAUUCAGAAUCUCGGAGAGGCUCAAAAAAUGAAAACUGGCAGCCAUCUUUUAAGAUCCAGUUGAAACAUUCAGUUAAUGUUAAUGGGAGAAAGAUGCCAAAUUCUUCUAGAGAUAAUUGUAAUGUAUCUAAAAGUGCUCAUUCCCUACAGCCUAGUAAGUCACAGAAAAGUAUUUUUCAGAUGUUUCAGAGGUAUACGAAGUAAUGUGUGGGUAAAGGGAGUGUUUCAUAAUCUAGUAAAGCUGGAUUGUGAAGCUCUCUUCUAUCAUAGAAUCUUUAUAAAUUUUUUCGUUAAUUUUGCUCUGUGGUCACACUCAUUGUCCUUAAUUAAAGGACUGGUGAUUACAAGAGAGAAAUAUAUAAAUGUGUUUCUGCCAAACUCAGUGGUAAGCAGGAGUCCCAAUCCUUUCCUUUUUUAAUAACUGUGAUAUACUGUUGGACAAUCCUUAUGGAUAUAAGAAUGCCUUGGUGAACUCCCAAGAAAUUUUCAAGUGCCAUUCUCUUUCCAAAAAAUGCAUGUUUUAUGGCCUUUGCCUCCUUCCCUUUUUGUCCUAACUAGUAAUCAAAGUAAGAUUAUACUAUACCAGGUAGUUAGGAGUUUUCUUACAACUUUCCCAUAUAUUUGCAGAGCACAUGACAUGCAUCUUCCAUAACACUAAAGUAAUCUAGUUUUCAUCUCCACUUUAAUUAUUUUAAGCAUUAUAGCAUUUUCUUCCAUUUAAAAUGGUUUAUGAUCAAUGUGAAAUCAGAAAAAUCAGAGUUUCUUGGAAAAUAAGGAAUUAGUUGACAAAGGAAACUAGACUCUUGUUGCAAAAGGAGUUAAGAGUUGGGGUGAGGCUCAGUGGGGUGGAUUGACAAUUUGGAAACGCUAGAACUGAGUGAAUAAUUAGAAACAAUGUCUAGGAUGGAGUAGCAGGUGAGGUUUGGCAGAGGAUUCCCCCUCCUCCUUUCUCUGCUUAAUGACAUGGAAAACAUUUGGGUUUAGGCUUUUCACACCACAGUAUCUGGUGUCAAAAUAAAAAUCAGUUACUAAAUUGCCUGAAAUUUGGGGAAUUCACUUUUCUAUUAUUCUGGUAUUCUAGGGGAAUAAAUGGGAAUUAAUAUCAUCUCAUUAUGGGACUUGAGACAUAACCAUGUGUUUAUUUCCUUAUAUUAUCAUUUAUAUUGAUGCUGACUUUUAUUUGUGUUUAUGGACAGAAAAAGUCUGAUGCUUGAGUUUUGCCAUCUUACCCUGAAAGUUAAAUCAGAAGGCAGUGAUUUCAUUUUGUGAAAUUUAACUUAGAGAUGUAAUCUCUUGUUCAUUAAUAUGAACAGCUUUAAGCAAAUAACAGUUUUAACAGCAUUUCUGCUGAUCUCUAGUUAUUCAUCCUUUUAAAAUAAAAGUAUAAUAAAAUGUCCU